This is a messenger RNA of Torulaspora globosa, 2502 nucleotides long. It is a transcript of the gene TAF5, whose product is annotated as chromatin modification protein. The coding region runs from base 1 to 2502 and encodes 833 amino acids. The record is from RefSeq and is a predicted model, not a curated record. Gene Ontology annotation, biological process: transcription initiation at RNA polymerase II promoter. The transcript has a single exon. Gene Ontology annotation, cellular component: transcription factor TFIID complex. NCBI's taxonomy places the organism in Eukaryota, Fungi, Ascomycota, Saccharomycetes, Saccharomycetales, Saccharomycetaceae. Gene Ontology annotation, molecular function: protein binding; RNA polymerase II general transcription initiation factor activity.
AUGGCACAAAACACUCCGAAGCAGUCACAGCAGCAGUCGUCGCCAUCAUCGUCGGCCUCUCAGACGCCGUCCUCUUCUGGUAUGGGAGCACAGUCAGCUCGGACAAACUCAAAUGGCCAAUCAUCAUCCCAAGGCCCGGGCGCCAGACCAGGGGGUCCCUUCUCAGCGUCGGACCUUAAUCGGAUUGUGUUGGAAUACUUGAACAAGAAAGGUUACCACCGUACAGAGGCUAUGUUAAGGGCCGAAAGUGGCCGGACGUUAACCCCACAAAAUAAGCAGUCGCCUGCCAACACCAGGACGGGCCGGUUACCAGAUCCAAGGUCAAUGCCACCAUCUGCAGAAAGAAAUGCAAGGCCUGUGAGUAACCCUGUGCCUUCAAAGAGAGAUGCUGAUGACCAAACCGUCGUUUCCGUUGAUCAGCUUAGAGAGACAACUUCACCUGAGAGUUACAUUAGAGCCUAUUCACUUUUAAGGAAUUGGACCGAUUCUUCCUUAGAAUUUUACAAACCGGAGCUUCUGCAUAUCAUUUACCCCAUUUUCAUCUACCUCUUCUUGACCCUGGUACCAAAGAGCCCACUUUAUGCUCGCAGGUUCUUCGACAGAUUUUCUGCAGAUUUCAAAAUUAGCCACGGCUCCGAGAUAAAUAGGCUGUUCAGCGUUAACUCCAUCGACCAUAUAAAGGAGAAUGAGGUCGCCAAUGCCUUCCAAACGAACCGCUACAGAGUUACAAUAUCAAGAACUACGUUAAACCUGUUGCUUUACUUCUUGAACGAGAAUGAAGGAGUUGGUGGAUCUCUUAUCAUCAGCAUUAUAAAUCAACAUUUGGAGCCCAAUAUCGUCGAUAGAGUCACUUCAAAAGAUACUUUGGCUGACGGCAUAAAGAUUAUAGAGUCGGAAAAUGGCAAAUCAGAUAUAACUUCAGAGAUAAACUCAACAGUCGUCAAACUAGGUCCUUUCCCGAAGGAUGAAGAGUUUUCAAAGGAGGUUGAAACCGAACUCAAGAUCAAGGAUGAUCAAGAUAAAAGACAAGGUCAGCAGGAUGCUUCUGCUAGUGAUAGAAAAACUCUGCUACAGGAGUACAGAGAAAUGAAUAAUGAACCAUAUAAUGAAGCAAACAAUACGAGUACGAUUAACGCUUCAUCUGUAUCAGCACCUAAUGUUAAGGAGGAAGACGAAGAAAAUAGUGAAACGAGGGAGAAGGAAGAAAGUGAUGCCGCCAAAGAAAAAAAUGACACUUCGAAUAUGCUACCGGCUCCAAAAGCGGGCGAGAAAAAACAGCCAUCCCAACAACAGGCUGGAAAAGUAGCGGCAGCGACACCUAAAGAUGCUAUGAUGGAAUCCCCUUCUAUUAGCUCUCUGCCGUUGCCAGUAAAAACUUCACUUGAUCUGAAGCUUGAAAUCCAGAAAGUCAGGGAGUCUAGGGAUGCGAUAAGACUCGAUGACUUGCAGCUUGCGCUUCCAAGUGUUUGCAUGUACACAUUUCACAAUACGAACAGGGAUAUGACAAGUUUGGAAUUCAGUGACGACUGUAGGAUGGCAGCGUGCGGCUUCCAAGAUAGCCAAAUCAAGAUAUUUUCGUUGGACGGAUCAUCGCUAGACAAUAGGCUGACUGAAACUAGACGAAGCGGCAAUAAACUGAUUAGUAAUGAAGAUACUACCGCAACUAUGAUCGGACACAGUGGAACCGUGUACUCUACAAGUUUCAGUCCCGAUAACAGAUAUCUUGUGUCGGGAUCUGAAGAUAAGACAGUAAGACUAUGGUCCAUGGAUACUUACACGUCAUUGGUAAGUUACAAGGGCCACAACCAUCCCGUUUGGGACGUUGAAUUUUCACCUUUGGGUCAUUAUUUUGCAACUGCAUCGCAUGAUCAUACGGCAAGACUCUGGUCCUGCGACCAUAUUUAUCCUUUGAGAAUAUUCGCUGGUCAUCUGAAUGACGUGGAUUGCGUGUCAUUCCACCCGAACGGCUGCUACGUCUUCACCGGUUCUAGCGAUAAGACUUGCAGAAUGUGGGACAUCACCACAGGGGAGUCAGUAAGGCUAUUCCUUGGCCUAUCGGCGCCAGUCAUAUCGACGCGCGUUUCUCCCGAUGGUAGAUGGCUCUCCACCGGCAGUGAAGAUGGUGUGAUCAACGUUUGGGAUAUCGGUACCGGUAAGAGGUUAAAGCAGAUGCGCGGACAUGGAAAAAACGCUAUUUACUCACUCUCCUACAAUAAAGAAGGUAAUGUAUUAAUCAGUGGAGGAGCUGAUCACUCCGUAAGGGUGUGGGACCUGAAGAAAGCCACCACAGAAUCCGGUGCUGAACCCGAAGAGCCGUUUGUGGGCUAUGCCGGCGAUGUUACGGCUUCGAUCAAUCAAGAUAUCAAGGAGUACGGUCGGAGACGUACUGUGAUACCAACCAAUGACCUAGUUGCUUCGUUUUACACGAAGAAGACUCCAGUCUUCAAGGUCAAAUUCACAAGAAGUAAUUUGGCGCUGGCCGGCGGUGCCUUUAGAGACUGA